UUCUCUACCCCUGUCAAGAUGGCGGCGGGCGCGGGGAGCGGAAGUGGUUCCGGCGCGGCCGGAGCGGCCUCGGUAGCCUCGCUCUGGAGCGAAGUAAAUCGCUGCGGCCAGAACGGGGACUUCGGGCGCGCGCUGAAGUCCGUCAAUAAAAUACUACAAAUCAGUAAGGAAGAUGUGACAGCUUUACACUGCAAAGUGGUAUGUCUUAUACAAAAUGGAAGCUUUAAAGAAGCCUUGAGUGUGAUUCAUACUCAUGUCAAAGUAUUAACUAGUGACUCGAUAGCUUUUGAGAAGGCUUAUUGUGAAUACAGGUUGAACAGGAUUGAAAAUGCUCUGAAGACCAUUGAGGGAGCCAGCCAGCAGACAAACAAACUAAAGGAGCUCUAUGGACAAGUGUUGUACAGAUUAGAGCGUUAUGAUGACUGCUUGGCUGUGUAUCGGGAUCUUAUCCGUAAUUCACAGGAUGACUAUGAAGAAGAACGGAAAACCAAUCUUUCUGCAGUAGUUGGUGCACAGAGCACCUGGGAGAAAGUGAUGCCAGAAGAUCUGGGCCUUAAGGAAGCUACCUAUGAGCUGUGUUACAAUGCUGCCUGUGCUUUGAUUGGGCAAGGCAGGUUGAAUGAGGCAAUGAAAACACUACAGAAAGCUGAAGAUUUGUGUCGCCAGUCCCUCUCUGAAGACUCGGAUGUGACCGAAGAAGACAUUGAGGCAGAAUUGGCCAUUAUUCAUGGUCAAAUGGCUUACAUUUUGCAACUCCAGGGUCAUACCGAGGAAGCACUGCAACUUUACAAUCAGAUAAUCAAACUAAAACCCACAGAUGUAGGAUUACUUGCUGUCAUUGCCAAUAACAUCAUCACUAUUAACAAGGAUCAAAAUGUCUUCGAUUCAAAAAAAAAAGUGAAACUGACCAAUGCAGAAGGUGUUGAACAUAAACUAUCCAAGAAACAACUCCAAGCAAUAGAAUUCAACAAAGCUUUGUUGGCCAUGUAUACAAAUCAGGCAGAUCAAUGCCGCAAACUGGCAUCAGGUUUACAGUCACAAAGCCCUGAACACCUCCUUCCUGUUUUAAUCCAUGCAGCUCAGUUGUGUCGAGAGAAACAACACACUAAGGCAAUAGAGCUCCUCCAGGAGUUUGCAGAUCAGCAUCCUGAGAAAGCAUCUGAGAUUAAAUUGACCAUGGCACAAUUAAAAGUUGCUCAAGGCAGUGUCACAAAAGCAUGCAUCAUCCUAAGGACUAUAGAUGAGCUAAGGCAUAAACCUGGCAUGGUAUCAGCAUUGGUGACAAUGUAUAGCCAUGAAGAAGAUAUUGACAGUGCCAUAGAAGUCUUGGCACAAACUAUUGAAUGGUAUCAAGAAUUCCAGCCCAAGUCUCCAGUACUUUUGUCACUAAUAAGAGAAGCUGCUAACUUCAAGCUGAAGCAUGGCCGAAAGAAGGAAGCCAUCAGUGACCUCGAGGAACUGUGGAAACAAAAUCCAGAUGAUGUCCAUACCUUGGCUCAGCUUAUCUCUGCCUACUCAUUGGUUGAUGCUGAAAAAGCCAAAAUUCUUAGCAAACACUUGCCUUCUUCAGACACAAUGUCUUUGAAAGUAGAUGUAGAUGCGCUGGAAAACUCUCCUGGAGCAACAUACAUUCGGAAAAAAGGCGGGAAACCCACAACCGAAAAUCAGCAAAAAGAACAAGGACAAGGGGAUGUUAAGAAAAAGAGGAAGAAGAAGAAGGGAAAACUGCCAAAGAAUUAUGAUCCUAAAAUGACACCAGAUCCUGAACGGUGGCUUCCAAUGCGAGAACGCACUUAUUAUCGUGGGAGAAAGAAAGGCAAGAAGAAGGACCAAAUUGGGAAAGGAACUCAGGGAGCAAUGACGGCAGCUUCCUCCGAAUUGGAUGCUAGUAAAACUGCUAGUAGCCCACCUACAUCCCCACGGCCUGGCACUAUAACAGCCAUUCCAUCGGCAUCAACAAGCAACAUGAUACCACCCAGGCACCAAAAGCCUCCUGGUGCAGCAGCAACAAAGAAGAAACAGCAACAGAAAAAAAAGAAAGGUGGGAAGGGAGGCUGGUGAUCAGGACAAGCAGCUGAAAUUGCUAUAUAUUUUUUCUUAUUAUGAAAACUACGAGUAUAAUAAAGGUCAAACAAAAACAAUAUGAAUUUUUCAAAAUUGUGUUUGGUCUUUAUAAUUUUUACCAGAGAAAGCUUGUUUUUUGUUUUUGUAUUAGAAUCCAUUGCUGUGUUAACGGCAUUUCAAGAAGGCAUUUAAUUAAAUGAAGGCUGAAUAGCAAUCCUAAGAAGGGAAUUAAGUUCUGAUUAUUUUUUUUACUUGAAAAUGUUUUAAAAAUAAUCUCUUUAGCUGGUUUUUGUGCAAGUUCAUUGUCUAGUAGCAACAAGCAUAGAUUGUUGGAAACCUACAUUUAUGGCACUGAAUGAGAAAUAAGAAAGCCGAGGAUUCAUACUGAGAUUCCAUUCUUUUCUAUGGCUUGAGUUUUGUUUUGAUUAUAUCUUUGACAUUUUGCAAGUUUUAUUUCAGUAAAUGCACCCAAUUUAGAAUAUUCUAAUAAAAUGUUUAGAUUAGGACUGUUCUGUUCCUUGUACAAAACAAAACUUUUUUGUGCACUCUCCUAAUUUUUGUUAAUAUUUUAUUUUUCCAUUUUGUUAUAUAGUAACACAGAGUAGACUUAGAAAAAAAUGUGUUCCUGCUUUUCUGUUUUGCUAAGAUUACAUUGUUAAAUAUAUUUACCUACAAACGAUUCCACUUCUGAAUGUACAUUUAUAAAAUGUUAGCAUUCAUCCACUAAAGCAUUUGUUGAUCUAC
Messenger RNA from Protobothrops mucrosquamatus (brown spotted pit viper), 2808 nucleotides. RefSeq names its product signal recognition particle 72 (gene SRP72). Gene Ontology annotation, biological process: SRP-dependent cotranslational protein targeting to membrane. Lineage: Eukaryota; Metazoa; Chordata; Lepidosauria; Squamata; Viperidae. The coding region runs from base 19 to 2061 and encodes 680 amino acids. Gene Ontology annotation, molecular function: ribosome binding; 7S RNA binding; protein binding. Gene Ontology annotation, cellular component: signal recognition particle, endoplasmic reticulum targeting. The transcript is spliced from 19 exons. The record is from RefSeq and is a predicted model, not a curated record.